Messenger RNA from Lachancea meyersii CBS 8951, 2664 nucleotides. Lineage: Eukaryota; Fungi; Ascomycota; Saccharomycetes; Saccharomycetales; Saccharomycetaceae. The record is from the annotation of a GenBank genome assembly.
AUGGCAGAAUCAGAAGAUGGCGAUUUUACAGCUUUGCCGUUGUCAGAACGGCUGAAUCACAAAUUAUGGAAAGCACGCAUGCACGGUUACCAAGAGCUGAAUAACACGUACAAAAAAGCCUCUAUCAGAGCUGUGCCGCGUGAAAUCUCUCAGUACUGGACGAAUCCGGAUCAUUUCGCUCAGUACAUUGUGGACUCGAACGUUGUGGCACAGGAACAGGCAAUUGCAGCACUUUUGAGUCUUCUCGAAUAUUUGUGUCAACUUCCAGAAACUCCUUCAUCAGCCUCUAUGCGUGCUUGCUGGCUUCCCUCGCUAGCCGAAAAAGGCCUGGGCUCUUCCAGGGCUGCUACAAAGCAAAAGGCUCAAGAAUGUAUCUUGGCAUUGGUUUCGUUGGAUGAGUCGAUUGCAGCUUCGAUCGAGCUUUUGGAACCCUUGCUGAAAAAUAAACUGCCGCGUCUCGUUGCAAGCUGUGUGGAGUGCAUGGCUCGAAUAGUCGAAUUUUUCGGGCUGCAACAAAUUUCUAACAUAACGGCUUUCCUUCCACUGCUUUUGGAGCCCAUACCGCGUCUUUCCAGUCAUGCCGACAAAACCGUCCGUUCGCAAACCAUGGAUUUAGUCUUGCAACUGUACAAAUGGCUAGGCCGCGAUCUCCUGCAGGAGCUUCUUCUGGAGAGACUGAAACCCAUCCAACAACGCGAUCUGGACAAGACAUUUCAAAAAUAUCAAGGCGAAAUCCCUCCAUCGUCACAACCACGAAUGUUUCAAUGGCAAAAACAACAAGCAUCCGACGAACUGGAGACCGAUAAAGAUGGUGACACUCUGAUGGGUGGUGCAUUCCAAACAAAUGACAGUCACCACAGUGGUAGAAUGGGAGCACAGGGCCCACAGGGGCCCAAGAUCAACCCGUUCGAUCUCUUACCGUCAAGUAUCGUUCUGGACAAAUUUCCAAACGAUUUUCAAGAGCGAGUCACCUCUUCGAAAUGGAAAGACAGAGUUGAAGUUCUGGACGAGAUUCUUAAUCAAAUCUUAAUGCCCGCCAAAAAACUAGAGGCCAAAAACCAGGACUACAGCGAUUUUCUCAGAUCCCUGGCGCAUGUUAUAGAAAAGGACGCAAACGUGCAGGCCGUGACAUUAGCUGCUCAGUGUGUGCAGCAGUUGUGCUCGAAGCUGCUAGCUAAUUUCAACAGGAAUUAUGGCUCGCUAGUGGUCACUGCACUUUUGGAGAGAUCGAAAGAGAAAAAGUCUUCUGUCAACGAAGCUAUAUGCGAAGCUCUUCACCAAAUUUCCGAAUGCUGCGGGGUCGACUCUUGUUUAGAGGAGACUUUACGCUACAUGGCCCAUAAAACUCCUCAGGUUCGAAUGGAAAGCACAAAGUUUUUGACACAUCUUCUCAAAAUAUGGAAGCCUGAGUCGCGUAACCUAAAUGAUGAAUUGCUUUUAAAAUUGGUUCCUGAUAUUUCUCAAUCGUCGCUUAAAAUCGUCAACGACACACAACCUGCGAUACGUGAUAGUGGUUACGAAUGUUUGGCGACUUUGAUGAAACUUGUUGGUGAAAGAGAAGUUUCGGAUGUUGUUGACAAACUUGACAACUUGAAAAAGAAGAAGGUCUACGAGCAUUUUGAAAAGGUAGAGGUGGCGGGUGAAUUACGCACACAGCGCCCACAAGAUCAGACUGGUUCAAUUGCCAUGUCUAGGGAAACUAAUCAUUUAUCAUCCCGCACACAGGACGCCAAUCGCGGCAAAGCUCCGAUUAAAUCGGGUGCGAAUCCUUCUUCUCUUUUAGAAGGUGCCUCGACCUCUCUUCGCAAGCCACUUUCUACGCUUCCUUCUAAAAGAGGGCCUUCUUCACCUCUCAAGACAGGAAAUAAGGUUGAACCUUAUCAAAACGGGUUACCGUCCAUGAAAUCAAGACUCACCACGCGUGCGUUGACGACCGAUUCACCAAUCGGCUCUAACAAAGCAAAGAUCGUGAGUGUAGAGCUAGAGGACCUGCGCAAUCAAAAGCAGAAAUGGCUUAAAGAGCGCCAAGAGUUCUUAAACACCAUAACGGAGUUUCAGAGCCGAUCUUCUCGAGUAAACUCUGAGAAACUGUCACUUCAGCAGCAGCUGGGUACCGUUCAAGCAACUCUUCACGAACGCAACUUGGAGCUGCGUUCGAAGGAAAUGCAAAUCACGCGUCUUCAGGAUCGUGUGUCCGUUCUAGAAGCCGAACUGGAGUCUAAGACCACAUUGCCCUCUUCCACUUAUGGUGUGAGAUCUGUAUCAUCGUUUGAUCCGCCCUCCGCACCUAUUUUACAGGUACCGCCUAGAACGCCACCACCUAGAAGAUUACUAUCGUCGUCGUCCAAUGGUCUCAGCUCUCCUUCGAUCGAGAACAAUCGCGAAAGGGGUUUAAACAGUCGGAUUUCGAGCUUGAAUAGCAGAGCGAGAUCACCCAGUGAAUCGAGUGAUGAUCUUCCUCACAGAGUCAACUCCUUACAGCUAAGAAACGAAGCUCGGUCGGCAGAGCGACAACCAGACUCCUCGGGUGUGGACCGAUCAUCGAGCUCCAACAGCAAUUUCUUUAAUGACGAAAGUUGGAAGCGAGCGGCAGAGGUUACAUCCCAGCUAAAGGCACGAAUCGAACGAAUGCGUGCCAAAACGCGUGACAUGGGGAAUUCGUAA